GAUAAAAGUGCAAACUAAAGAAGAAAUGAGCUUUAUGGCAAGGCAUUUGACAAGAAUCAUUUGAAGCAUAUAAAGCUGAUGAAAAUGGUGGGAUGAAAAAAAUGAUUCCUUGGUUAACAAAACUUAAGCAACCUUAACACUGUUUUAUAAGAAUAUUAGUCCUUAUUAUAUGGAUAUGGAAAAUAUUAAUCCUGAUAAUGAUGGGUAAUUUUUAUUUUUAUUUUUUUUUAUAUUUAGUGAAAAUGCUGAUUGAGUUAUUUGGCUGAAUGUAAACAGGCUAGGGUUCCUUAUUGAUUUUCUGUCAAAAGCAACUCUUCUAGGAUUCAUGGCUGGUGCAGCAGUGAUAGUUUCAUUGCAACAGUUGAAAGGGUUACUUGGGAUUGUCCACUUCACAAACCAGAUGCAAAUAAUUCCAGUGUUAACCUCUGUUUUCCAUCACAAAGAUGAGUGGUCUUGGCAAACCAUUGUCAUGGGUGUGUCCUUUUUGAUCCUCCUAAUGACAGCAAGGCAAAUUGGCAUCUGGAAACCAAAACUCUUUUGGGUUUCAGCAGCUGCCCCGCUCUUAUCAGUUAUUAUCUCGACAGCUAUAGUUGCACUCCUCAAGGAGAAGGCUAGUGUGUUCCAAACUAUUGGACACCUGCCAAAGGGUCUAAAUCCACCUUCAGUAAGCAUGCUGUACUUUCAUGGCCCAUAUGUGAGUCAUGCAAUCAAGACAGGCAUUAUAGCAGGAAUCUUAUCUCUCACGGAAGGAAUUGCAGUAGGAAGGACAUUUUCUACUUUGAAGAACUAUCAAAUUGAUGGUAACAAAGAAAUGAUGGCUAUUGGGCUGAUGAAUAUGGCUGGUUGUUGUGCUUCAUGCUAUGUAACAACAGGAUCAUUUUCACGAUCUGCAGUAAAUAACAAUGCUGGAGGACAGACUGCAGCCUCAAAUAUAGUAAUGGCGACAGCUGUGCUAAUCACUCUCCUGUUUCUCAUGCCCUUGUUCUAUUACACACCUAACCUAAUCUUGGCAGCGAUUAUAAUCACAGCUGUGAUUGGGCUUAUAGAUUAUAAGGCUGCUUUGAGGCUGUGGAAAGUUGACAAACUUGAUUUCUUCGCCUGUAUGUGUUCUUUUUUUGGUGUUCUUUUCAUCUCAGUGCCUAUUGGCCUUGGCAUUGCAGUUAGUGUUUCAAUCCUCAAGAUCCUCCUGCAUGUAACUAGACCAAAUACACAUGUUCUGGGAAAUAUUCCUGGAACUCAAGUAUAUGAAAGCAUAGGAAGGUAUAGAACAGCUACUAGGAUCCCCACUUUCCUUGUUUUAUCAGUGGAAUCACCUAUCUAUUUUGCAAAUUCCACCUACGUCCAGGAAAGGGUACUAAGAUGGAUUCGUGAAGAGGAAGAAAGGAUCACAGCCAACAAAGAAAGUGCUAUAAAGUGUGUUAUACUCGACAUGACAGCUGUGACAGCCAUAGACACAAGUGGUAUUGAUACAAUUAAUGAAUUGAAGAAAGCAUUGGAAAGAAAGUCUCUUAAGCUUGUGCUGACAAGUCCUGUUGGAAGUGUUGCUGAAAAGAUGCACAAGUCUGGCACUUUGGAGGCUUUUGAAUCAAAUGGAUUUUAUAUGACAAUUGCAGAAGCAGUCACAGACAUCUCCACUUCACAUAUUCCUGAACCUUAAUGUUCAAUUGUUUUCUUGAGGGGAAAAUGAUUGAUCUAAGUGCUGUUGAGUUGCAUUAGUUUUGAAAAGAAGGAUUUUCAAGACCUUAGGAGUUUAGGAAAAUAAACUGAGAAACACUGUUUUGUGUUUGUUUAUCCUAAGCUCUUCUAAGAUGAUGCUACAUGUGCUUCGAUGAUUUAACAUUAAUCAAAGUUCCCUAUUCCCAUCA
This is a messenger RNA of Ipomoea nil (Japanese morning glory), 1865 nucleotides long. RefSeq names its product probable sulfate transporter 3.4. Gene Ontology annotation, cellular component: membrane. Bases 326 to 1657 code for a protein of 443 amino acids. Gene Ontology annotation, biological process: transmembrane transport. The transcript is spliced from 10 exons. NCBI's taxonomy places the organism in Eukaryota, Viridiplantae, Streptophyta, Magnoliopsida, Solanales, Convolvulaceae. The record is from RefSeq and is a predicted model, not a curated record.